AUGCAGUUCACACUCGCCACCUUCACCGCUCUCCUGAGCCUCACUUCCGCCGCCGCAGUAACAAAGCGCUAUCCCGCCACUCUCGUCGAGCGCCAAAGCGGCAUCUGCGGUGCGCUCGCCACACCACUUUGCUGCCAAACCGAUGUCCUUGGUGUCGCCAACUUGAACUGCGCAAACGCGGGCGCUGGUAUCAAGACCACCGAGGACUUCCUGGCUGUGUGCGCCAAGGAUGGAACGACAGCUCAGUGCUGCGUUUUGCCGCUUGGGGCUGAUGGACUGCUUUGCACUGCUGCUUAG
Alternaria atra is the source of this 297-nucleotide messenger RNA. RefSeq lists its product as uncharacterized. Gene Ontology annotation, cellular component: extracellular region. The transcript has 2 exons. Lineage: Eukaryota; Fungi; Ascomycota; Dothideomycetes; Pleosporales; Pleosporaceae. The coding region runs from base 1 to 297 and encodes 98 amino acids. The record is from RefSeq and is a predicted model, not a curated record.